Messenger RNA from Moneuplotes crassus, 946 nucleotides. The record is from the annotation of a GenBank genome assembly. NCBI's taxonomy places the organism in Eukaryota, Ciliophora, Spirotrichea, Euplotida, Euplotidae.
AUAAAAUGUUGUCGAAUGCAUCUCGCUUACAGCCAAGAAAUAUCAGGAAAUUUAUCAGACACUUCUCACAAGUCAAGUCAGAUAUUUCAGAUGAACUCCUAGUCAGUGCAUCAAUGAGCUGGAUGAGCGAUAAACCAACGACUCAGCUUGAAUUAGCAGAUGCCCUUAAGAGGAAUAAUCUGGUAUACACUCCUGAAGUAUAUGAGGUGUUUAAGAAAGUAGAUCGAGCACUAUUUUGUAAUGAUACAAAUGAGAAUCCUUAUUCAGCUGAUCCAGAUUUACUCGAUCAUGGACAGAAACUUACAUCUCCUGUGAUGCAAGCAAUUGCACUUGAGGUUUCUUGAGCCGCAAUUGAGAAUUUAUUUGCUGGGCCUAACACUCACCCUAUUUAUAUUGCAGAUAUUGGAUUUGGAUAUGGGUGCACAACAGCAAUGCUCACUUUACUCACUCAAUAUGUCAGAGAUAGAUUAAAUUCUGAGAGAGAAAUAAAAGUUUUCGGUUAUGAAAUCUACAAAGAUUUUGUAGAUAUUGGAUACAAGUCAAUAUCUAGCAUUCCAGAAAUAGAUAUGAGCCAGAUCACUCUUGAGCACAAAGACAUUCAAGUUGAAAAAGUCUCAGAAAAGUUUGAUUUUCUCAAUUCUGCAUGUGCUUUUUAUUAUGAAGGAAAAUCUCCUUGUAUUAGUUCCUUUAUAACUCCUAUGAUAAACCCUGAAUUCACUUCUACAUGCUUGAUUCCUGUUAUAAGACCGGAUGGAGAGCAAGAUCUGACGCUCUUCAGAUAUGAUCCCUCCACAGAGCAGAUCACAGCCAAUGUAGACUCAGUCAAAGAUCCUCAGGCUUUAAAAACCAAGCGUAGCCCUUACCUUCCCAUAAGCAACUUCACAAUGAGGGCUCUCUUCACUGAGGCUAAGGCAAAAAUGAUCUAAAUUCCAUUCAAUCUUGUUUA